Molecule: messenger RNA, 1233 nt
Organism: Olea europaea var. sylvestris
Lineage: Eukaryota; Viridiplantae; Streptophyta; Magnoliopsida; Lamiales; Oleaceae
Product: probable S-adenosylmethionine-dependent methyltransferase At5g37990
Exons: 4
Coding region: 1-1233 (410 amino acids)
Biological process (GO): methylation
Molecular function (GO): S-adenosylmethionine-dependent methyltransferase activity
Source: RefSeq, a predicted model, not a curated record
AUGAUAAAUGCUUCGUCAAUUGAAUUGCAGACAGUGGGUAUGGGGUUGAUUGAUGUAAUGAGAUGGGGAUGGGUUGUGGUGGUUUGUGAGAUUAGGAGAAUGGUUAUUAUUUCUUGUAGAAUGAGAUCUGAAGAGAGAGAGAGAGAGAUGAGUGCAGAUCAAUUCUAUGCCAUGAAUGGAGGAGAUGGAUAUCAAAGCUAUGCAAAGAAUUCAUCUUUUCAAAAAGGAGCAAUUGAGGUUGCGAAAGAAAUCAUCGAAGAAGAAAUUAGAAAUAAACUUGACACAGAAAAGCUCUCUUCAUCUUCCACAAAUAUCAUUUGCAUUGCGGAUUUCGGGUGCUCUACAGGACCUAAUACAUUCCAUGCAAUGCAAAUUAUAGUUGAAACAAUAAAGAAAAAAAUUGAAAAACAAUUAUCAGUUUCUCAUCAGAUGCCUGAGUUUCAGGUUUUCUUUAAUGACCGGAUCUCCAAUGAUUUCAAUACACUUUUUGCUUCUCUUCCACAAGACAGACAAUACCAUGCAGCCGGAGUUCCCGGUUCAUUUCACGAUUGCCAGUUCCCUAAGGCGUCACUUCACUUUGCUUAUUCGUCUUUUACACUCCACUGGCUUUCUGAGGUGCCUCAAGAGGUGGCGGAUCCCUUAUCUCCUGCAUGGAAUAAAGGGAAAAUUUUGUAUUAUGGCGAUAAAAAUGAAGUUUUCAAUGCUUAUGCAGCUCAGUUUGCAAAGGAUUUGGACUCAUUCUUGAAAGCAAGGGCACAAGAAUUGGUUUUCGGAGGGCUAAUGGCACUACUUGUUUGCUCUGAGUCGAAUCAUACUAAGAACAUCUCUACUAUCACUUUUCCGUCAUUCGAACUUUUGGGUUCUUGCCUUAUGGACUUGGCUAAGGAGGGACUGUUUGAUACGGCUAAAGUAGACUCAUUCAACAUGCCUCUGUAUUUCCCAACUCCUAAUGAAUUGAAAGCCUUGAUUGAAAAACAUAAAGAUUUCAGUAUAGAAAGAAUGGAGAUACUUAGCAAUCCACCAAAGCGUUUCACUACUCCGGACUCCAAAUCAUUUGCCAUGUUCCUAAGAGCAUGGAUUGAGGGACUUCUACGGACUCACUUUGGAAACGCAGUCAUGGAUAAAUUGUUCAGGAGAUAUGAACAAAAAGUUGAAGAGUCUAAACUUCUAUCAAAUCCUAAUGAGAAUUCUAUGAUGACAUUUGUCCACCUCAAGUGCAAACGGAUUACUUGA